UCUCCGAGUGCGACAGAACAGGACUCCAUAGCUGACUGCUGCAGCACUUCCGUUCCGCAAGAGGCGAGACACGAGCCUACGCGGCGGAGGCAAAGACACAAAGAAAGGCUCUUUUUUUCAUUUUUGUUUGAGGCCGGUAUGUCGGAUGAGGAUUCGCGUGCCAGCACUAGUUCUUCAUCUUCCUCUUCCUCAACCCAGCAACAAAAACAGAGAGACACACCUAACAAGAAACGGGAGAGUAAAGCCAACAUGAGCAAGACCUCGAAACUGCUCUCGACCAGUGCGAAAAGGAUUCAGAAGGAGCUGGCGGACAUCACACUGGACCCACCGCCCAACUGCAGUGCUGGGCCUAAAGGAGACAACAUCUAUGAGUGGAGGUCCACGAUCCUGGGCCCCCCGGGGUCUGUUUACGAGGGGGGAGUCUUCUUCCUCGACAUCGCCUUCACGCCCGACUACCCCUUCAAACCACCCAAGGUAACGUUCCGCACAAGAAUCUACCACUGUAACAUCAACAGCCAGGGCGUGAUCUGCCUGGACAUCCUGAAGGACAACUGGAGCCCUGCCCUCACCAUCUCCAAGGUGCUGCUGUCCAUCUGCUCCCUGCUCACAGACUGCAACCCUGCUGACCCCCUGGUCGGGAGCAUCGCCACCCAGUACAUGACAAACAGAGCCGAGCACGACAGAAUAGCCAAACAGUGGACCAAGCGAUACGCCACAUAACUGCACCAUGAGGCCUAGCACAGUGGCUGUGUCAUGGAAAGAGCUGCUCAGAGAAUGACCGGGAAGGGGCUGGGGUUUGGGUUGGGACUGGGGUCGGAGUGGGGAUUUCUAUUGCAGAUUUUAAGUCCUUUAUUGCCUGAUAUAUUUGUUUUUGUUUUCAGUUUUAAGUUAUCUUGGCACAGCUAGGAAUAA
Messenger RNA from Megalops cyprinoides (Indo-Pacific tarpon), 912 nucleotides. RefSeq names its product ubiquitin-conjugating enzyme E2 E1-like. Gene Ontology annotation, cellular component: nucleus. Gene Ontology annotation, biological process: protein polyubiquitination. NCBI's taxonomy places the organism in Eukaryota, Metazoa, Chordata, Actinopteri, Elopiformes, Megalopidae. Gene Ontology annotation, molecular function: ubiquitin conjugating enzyme activity. The transcript has 6 exons. The coding region runs from base 139 to 720 and encodes 193 amino acids. The record is from RefSeq and is a predicted model, not a curated record.